This is a messenger RNA of Paramisgurnus dabryanus, 1019 nucleotides long. RefSeq names its product partner of NOB1 homolog (gene pno1). Gene Ontology annotation, cellular component: nucleus. Lineage: Eukaryota; Metazoa; Chordata; Actinopteri; Cypriniformes; Cobitidae. The record is from RefSeq and is a predicted model, not a curated record. Gene Ontology annotation, molecular function: RNA binding.
AGCAAUAGGGUCCUUUCUCGAACAUGGAGGACGCCGCGUGUUUACCAUAAACAUCUCCGCCGAGCUGUAGUUUAAAAAAAUAUAAUUUAACAAUGGACUCAAUAACAAAUACAGCAGCUGAUGGGGCUGUAGCUGUGGACAAUGACUCAUUUGAGAAGGUGAAAUCAAAAAAGACUCAUAAACGCAAGCGGGACGCGGGUGAGAUGGAAAUGGACACGGACACAGUAGCACACAAGAGACCGCAGUUCCCACCAAUAUCAGGAGAUCAGCUGAGGGGUGGUGCAGAUGAAAUGCGCAAAGUUCCUGUCCCCGCUCACCGCUACACACCUCUGAAAGAAAACUGGAUGAAAAUUUUCACCCCCAUUGUUGAAAACCUACAGCUUCAAGUGCGCUUUAAUCUCAAAUCAAGAAAUGUGGAGAUCAAAACAUGUAAAGAAACUCAAGACAUCGGUGCUCUCACCAAAGCUGCAGAUUUUGUCAAGGCCUUCAUUUUAGGAUUUCAGGUGGAGGACGCACUCGCACUGAUCCGACUAGAUGAACUGUUUUUGGAGACGUUUGAUGUCACAGAUGUUAAGCCUCUGAAGGGAGACCAUUUAUCAAGAGCGGUCGGACGAAUAGCUGGGAAAGGAGGCAAAACGAAAUUCACCAUUGAGAACGUGACAAAAACAAGGAUUGUGCUCGCAGACACUAAGAUUCAUAUACUGGGAUCAUUCCAGAAUAUCAAAAUGGCACGGACGGCAAUAUGCAACCUCAUUCUUGGGAGUCCUCCAUCAAAGGUGUACGGCAACAUUCGGGCCGUGGCGAGCCGUGCGGCUGAGAGGUUCUAAUGUGAAAUCUACUCAUCUUUAUGUUACACAUGGACUGAUUUAUGAUGCCUGUGCCUCAUUGCUAUGAAAUGUUGAAAUCCAUGAACUGUAAUAGGCAUCAAUCUGAGCACCAGUGGACUGAUGUUAUUUGACAGAUUAUUUAUACCGGUUAACUCACUUUAAAAAUAAAUAAACACAUCAAUGAAAAUCAAA